Messenger RNA from Capsicum annuum, 1937 nucleotides. RefSeq names its product delta(8)-fatty-acid desaturase. Gene Ontology annotation, molecular function: oxidoreductase activity, acting on paired donors, with oxidation of a pair of donors resulting in the reduction of molecular oxygen to two molecules of water. Gene Ontology annotation, biological process: lipid metabolic process. Bases 496 to 1815 code for a protein of 439 amino acids. Gene Ontology annotation, cellular component: membrane. Lineage: Eukaryota; Viridiplantae; Streptophyta; Magnoliopsida; Solanales; Solanaceae. The record is from RefSeq and is a predicted model, not a curated record. The transcript has a single exon.
GUUUUAAGAAUUUUGUACUGAUUAUUGGUCUGUAGAUUAAAAUAUCUUGAAAUUCUAUUUUUAUAAUUAUAAUUUUUAAAUUAAUUUAUUUUAUGUAGAAGAUGAAUAAAAUAAUUGUAUAUUGAAGGAGGUAAGAUAAAUUUUAUAGUCCCUAAAUUUAAUUUUGUAUAAAAUUUAUAUUAAUAUUUAAUUGAUGAUAUAAAUUAAUAUUAAAAAUAAAUCAUCAAUCAAAACCGAGUGAUAAACUUAAUUCUGAAAUAUCCGAACUUAUAAGUGUACCAAACGACCCCUUCUUACUCCAUUCCCACACUGUCACGGUAACAACCAGAUCGAAACAUCCCUAUAAACAACCACCCUGUUCCUGUAUAGAACAACCCCAUUUCAUACAUUUGUUUCAUAAAAUACAUAAAGGGGUUGUUUUACUGUUAUUGUUAAGAUCUGUUGUGCAUUUAUCAUUGAUACGGAGCUGGAACUGCUAACUAAGGGUGUUUAACAAUGGCUGUUUCUAAGAAGUAUAUAACAGCCGAGGAGUUAAAGAAGCAUAACAAGAGAGAGGAUUUGUGGAUUUCUGUGCAAGGGAAAGUUUACAACGUGACUGAUUGGAUUAAGCAACACCCUGGUGGGGAUAUUCCUAUACUCAAUCUUGCUGGUCAAGAAGCAACGGAUGCAUUCAUUGCUUUCCAUCCAGGUACUGCUUGGAAAUACCUUGAUAACUUCUUUACUGGCUAUUAUUUGCAAGAUUAUGAGGUUUCUGAGGUAUCAAGGGAUUAUAGGAAGCUUUGUGUUGAGUUUACUAAAGCUGGAUUGUUUGAAAAAAAGGGUCAUGGGGUGAUUUGUUCAUUUUGUUUUAUUGGUUUUUUGCUUUUCUUGACUUUUUAUGGUGUACUUUUUAGUGAUAGUUUCUUGAUUCAUAUGCUUUGUGGAGCAUUGUUGGGGUUGACUUGGAUGCAGAUUUCGUACUUGGGUCAUGAUUCUGGUCAUUAUGUAAUCAUGACGACUCGGGGUUUCAAUAAAAUGGUGCAAAUUCUGUCGGGGAAUUGUCUUACUGGGAUUAGUAUUGCUUGGUGGAAGUGGACUCAUAAUGCUCAUCAUGUGGCCUGCAAUAGUCUGGAUUAUGAUCCUGAUCUUCAGCACUUGCCAGUUUUCGCAGUCUCUCCCAAUCUGUUUAAGUCGUUGAAUUCUAUGUUCUAUGGAAGAGAGCUCACAUUCGAUUCCCUGGCAAAAUUCUUUGUCAGCUAUCAACAUUUUACGUUCUAUCCGAUUGUCUGUAUUUCCAGGGUGAAUCUAUUUGUCCAGACAUUGUUGUUAUUGUUCUCAAAAAGAAAAGUGCCUGAUAGAUUUUUGAACAUAUUGGGGAUCCUGAUUUUCUGGACUUGGUUUCCGCUUCUUGUUUUGACUUUGCCUAAUGGGACAGAGAGGGUGUUAUUCGUACUCACAAGCUUUGCUGUGACCGGGAUUCAACAUGUUCAAUUCUGUCUGAACCAUUUUGCUGCUGAUGUCUAUGUUGGACAGCCUAAGGGGAAUGAUUGGUUUGAGAAACAAACAGCUGGGACUAUUGACAUCGAUUGUUCUCCUCAGAUGGAUUGGUUCUUUGGAGGAUUGCAGUUCCAGCUGGAGCAUCAUCUAUUUCCAAGGCUGCCUAGAUGCCAACUGAGGAAAAUCUCUCCUAUUGUGCAGGAGCUAUGCAAAAAGCACAAUUUGCCCUACCGGAGUUUGUCCUUCUAUGAGGCCAACAGGUGGACAAUCAGGACACUCAGGACUGCAGCAAUACAGGCUAGGGGCCUGCUCUGGGAAGCUGUUAACACUCAUGGCUAAUAUACUUUUUUUGCACAAAAUUGGAGAUUUUUGUAAGUUAAUGUUUUUUUCAUUGCAAUUGGAUAAUGUCUAUUUUAAUUUAUGUAUUGGAUGGAACAGAGAGGGACUGGUUCUGCUUUUUC